Molecule: messenger RNA, 1299 nt
Organism: Lemur catta (Ring-tailed lemur)
Lineage: Eukaryota; Metazoa; Chordata; Mammalia; Primates; Lemuridae
Product: olfactory receptor 9I1-like
Exons: 3
Coding region: 1-1299 (432 amino acids)
Biological process (GO): G protein-coupled receptor signaling pathway; sensory perception of smell
Cellular component (GO): membrane
Molecular function (GO): odorant binding; olfactory receptor activity; G protein-coupled receptor activity
Source: RefSeq, a predicted model, not a curated record
AUGUUACCGCACAGGAUGCAGCGUCUGAGGUCCUUUAGCGCAGUCUUUCCACGUGAGGACGCAGACCCCGAGAUGGGCAGCCCCUGCUUCGGUGGCAGCACCCAGACGUCCUUUGGAAUAACAGCAGAACUUGGAAAUCAGGCCAUGGUGCUUGGCAGGAACAGAGAAGAAGCAGCAACUUGGCAGGCAACAGGCUGCAGAGGUUCUAACUGUGCUGGUCUCCACGGUUCACUGUCUGGCACCCAAACCCGUGGUGCUCAUGUGGACAUCAAAAACAACCCCCACAAGGUAGAGUUGAUCUUGGAACUUCAGGGGGCUGUGGACUUGCAGGUGAUUCUAGAAUAUGACCUUGGGUUCGUGGCAGAGAACAGCACCAUGGUUACGGGAUUUGUGCUGGUGGGGUUCCAGCUGCAGGCAGAGCUGCAGAUGGGUCUCUUCUUUGUGUUUCUGGCCCUUUACCUCGUCACCGUGGGGAGCAACCUCGGCAUGAUGGUGCUAAUUCAGAGUGACCCUCGGCUCCAGACGCCCAUGUACUUCUUCCUCAGCCACCUCUCCUUCCUGGACAUUUGCUACUCUUCUGUUAUUGUCCCUCAGUUGCUUGCGACUUUGGGGACAGAUAAGAAGGUCAUCACCUAUGAGCACUGUGCCAGCCAGUUCUUCUUUUUCACCUUCUGUGCUAGCGCUGAAUGUCUCCUUUUGGCCGUGAUGGCCUAUGACCGCUACGUGGCUGUGUGUAACCCCCUGCUCUAUGCCACGGCCAUGACACCACACACCCACCUGGGGCUGGUGGCUGGGGCAUAUGCUGGUGGCAUGGUCAAUUCCAUGGUCCGCACUGGGUGUACCUUCUCCAUCUCCUUCUGCAAGUCCAAUCGUGUAGACUUCUUCUUUUGUGACCUCCCACCCCUGUUGAAGCUUGCUUGUAGUGAAACUAGGCCACAGGAGCAGGUAAUCUACAUCUUAGCUUUCUUGGUCAUCACAACCAGCAUUUCAGUGAUUCUUAUAUCCUACCUAUUCAUCAUUCGGGCUAUUCUGAAGAUUCGUGCAGCAGGUGGCAAAGCUAAGACCUUCUCCACCUGUGCGUCUCACAUGGCUGCAGUGGCUCUUUUCUUUGGGACACUCAUAUUCAUAUACCUGAAAGGUAACAUGGGCAGAUCCCUUGGGGAAGACAAGAUUGUGUCGGUAUUUUACACUGUGGUUAUCCCCAUGCUAAACCCAAUCAUCUACAGCCUGAGGAACAAAGAAGUAAAGGAGGCUAUGAAGAAAAUUUUCAAUAGGAUGAGGGUUUCCCAAGCAGAGUAA